AUGGUCAGCGAUAUGACCCGGAUGUUCCAGUCCCUGCGUGUGCCGUCGUACACAUCCAUGUCGGGCCGCCCCGCACAAACAACAGGACCUCUGCAACUGCGCCAGGCACCCCCGGCUGCACCAGCCCCACUCCGCAGCCAACCGUUUCAAACCCGUUCACCACGCCCACCCCAGAUGGGGGGUGACUACGUACCAACAUCAGAGGAGCUGGCCCAGCUCCGGAUGAUCCUAGAGCAGGUCAUCCGGGUGGCACAACCGGAUACGCCAGAGGGUCGCGCGACAUAUGCAGGCCAGGUGGCAAAGUGGCAGAACAACAACAAUGCAACACAAGCUGCUGGGAUGCUUCGCAUUGAGAGCACAGGCUUUCCUCUCAAGCCAGGAACCGUGAUUCCGGGAUCGGGAGAGUGCUGGCGAUGUGGCAUGCCGGGCCACCGUGGGAGAGAGUGUGUGAGCCCAGUUCCAGACGAAGAACGCCGCUUUCGAACGGUCUGCGAUCGAUGGCUUUGCCCUCGAAGAGCCCCUGCGCCAGCCAUGCCGCCAAUCACCCCAGUCAACAAUGUCGGGACAUGGUUCAACGUAGCGCCAGUGCCAGGUGCCCCGGGCCUGGAGGCCAGCGACUGGUACGAAAUUGGGCAGCCCACCGAGGAGCAGGAGCAGGAUUUUCGGGCGGGGCAGACGUAG
Messenger RNA from Mycena citricolor, 681 nucleotides. Lineage: Eukaryota; Fungi; Basidiomycota; Agaricomycetes; Agaricales; Mycenaceae. The record is from the annotation of a GenBank genome assembly.